Molecule: messenger RNA, 1023 nt
Organism: Penicillium verhagenii
Lineage: Eukaryota; Fungi; Ascomycota; Eurotiomycetes; Eurotiales; Aspergillaceae
Product: zinc-binding alcohol dehydrogenase family protein
Exons: 5
Coding region: 1-1023 (340 amino acids)
Molecular function (GO): oxidoreductase activity, acting on NAD(P)H
Source: RefSeq, a predicted model, not a curated record
AUGGAGUCCAAAUCAAACACUCUGUUUGUUCGUGGUGGAAACCACUCCUUGGAACAGAUUCCCCGUCCUACGCCUCAGCCUGGCCAAGUCCAAAUCAAGGUAUCGCACGUGGCUCAGAAUCCUACUGAUGUUCAAAGCUUCGAUCGGAAUGCCUUUGGAGAUGAGGCUGUUCUGGGGUGUGAUUUUGUUGGAAAAGUCACAGAGUUAGGUAGCGGAGUGACUCGACUCGCCAAAGGUGAUAGGAUUGCCGGUCUAAUCUGGGGAGGCGAAAUUUCUGGAUUGGGUGGCUACAGUGAAUAUACCGUCGCCGACCAGAAUAUCAGCUUUCGCGUGCCCUCCAAUACCCCAAGUGAUCAAGCUAGCACUGUUCCACUAGCUGCUACAACUGCAUGGUUGGCAUUAUUUUCCAAGGGUUGCCUAAACAUCGAUCGCUCUGAACAGACCAGUGUGCUAGUGUGGGGUGGUAGCUCAAGCGUGGGUCUAUAUACCAUUCAGUUGGCAUCUAUCUGUGGCCUCGACGUUAUUACAACCUGCAGCCCUCGAAACGCCGAUCUCGUCCGGUCAUGCGGAGCCAAACAUGUCUUUGACUAUCGUGACUCCGAGGUUAUCAAAAAGAUUAUCAGUGUCGCUCCAGAUCUGCAGUAUAUCUUUGAUACUAUCGGAGAUGAGACAUCCUCAGCUCUUGCCUCCCAAGUAUUUGGUCAGCGUAAUGGCAAUCUAUGCACUGUUCGCCCCGGCAAAGCAAAUACUGAAAAGGUCACCCCGAAUACUCAUGUCACGGAUGUUCUAGUGUGGACGGCAUUUCUGAAAGAUCACCGUUAUGCUCAUUUCCAUUGGCCGGCGUCAAAAGAAGACCAUACUCUUGCCAGUGAACUAUUUGACAAAUUGCCUUUAUGGCUGGAGCAAGGCGCAGUCAAGCCCAAUCAAACAAAGGUGCUUAAUGGCUUGGAAUCUGUUUCUCAAGGUUUCCAAGAGUAUCGUGAUGGUAUUAUCUCCGCCUAUAAGAUUGUCUAUGAAAUAUAA